GAAGACAACCAGUUAUCAAAAGUAUUAAAAGAAGUGCUCGAAGAAAUCUUUAAUAAAUUUGACCAAGAUAAAGAUGGAGCAUUAAAUACAAAGGAAUUAGACAACUUUAUUUUUACUACCAACGGUUCACAUCCACCACCUGCAUUUUUACGUCAAAUGGGAUUACGCUUUGGUGCCAAUGCAAAAGGAUGGUUAACGAAAGAAGGCUUUUUAGAAUUUUAUUUAGAGCAAACGUUAGAUGAUCCAUCAGAAACUAGGAAUGAUUUAGGCACUCAUGGCUAUGAUCCUCAAACUUUAAGAAAAAAAAUGGAAGAAUAA
Molecule: messenger RNA, 318 nt
Organism: Cokeromyces recurvatus
Lineage: Eukaryota; Fungi; Mucoromycota; Mucoromycetes; Mucorales; Mucoraceae
Exons: 1
Molecular function (GO): calcium ion binding
Source: RefSeq, a predicted model, not a curated record